Molecule: messenger RNA, 4161 nt
Organism: Macrobrachium nipponense
Lineage: Eukaryota; Metazoa; Arthropoda; Malacostraca; Decapoda; Palaemonidae
Exons: 4
Coding region: 119-2224 (701 amino acids)
Biological process (GO): regulation of membrane potential; nervous system process; chemical synaptic transmission
Cellular component (GO): plasma membrane; neuron projection; synapse
Molecular function (GO): extracellular ligand-gated monoatomic ion channel activity; protein binding; transmembrane signaling receptor activity
Source: RefSeq, a predicted model, not a curated record
CCCUUGGGUCUCCUCCACCGCGUCCAACCUCUGAGGAUGACCCUGGUGACCAUUCUGACAUUUCAUCAGAAAGCCUUUACAGUACCUACGCCAUCAUUCAUCUUCAUUUUAUUAGGUUAUGAUUGGAGACAUAGCUGAGCUCAUCUUUUGGGAUAGUGUGCUGACUUCGAGUGAAGUCCAUGAGGUAGCUACUUGCAGUAAUAUUGAUAAACGGGAAUUCUUCCACUCAGAUCAUGCACAAUUUGAGAAUUCUGACGCACAAGAAGAAUGGCAAAAUAUAUCGACGCUAUGCAGGAAAUCAGAUAAGUACUUCGUUAUACUUCCUGAGCAACGUAGUUUCCAAAGAACAGUUGAAAUCUGCAAACUUCUGAAUCAUUCCAUCGCUGUUCCAGUGGAUGCAGAAGAGAAUCGUGCUCUCACACAAGCUCUUCUGGACUUUCAAGACGCUAGUACCUCAGGAAGAGGCGCUAAGCUCUGGCUAGGUCUAAAAAAUGAAUGUGAGGGUAAUGUUUGGCGAGAUGUGUCUACAAAUACGGUAAUAUCAUACUUGAAUUUUGCCCUAUCUUUUCCAUCAGGAGGUAGUUCGUUUGAUUGUGCAGUCCUGACCACAAAGGGUCAUUAUAACGAUGAGAGUUGCUCCAAACUAUCAAAGAACUAUGGUGCUUGUCAUGCACACAGAUAUAAUUUCUUGCGUCUGAGAGGCUUGUGCUUUGAACAUGAACUUCAUUCAAGAUUUCGUAUUGAUGGUCAUCACAACAAUCGUCCUGUUUUUCUGAAUUACUAUGAUCUAGCAAUAGUAUGGGACAAUAGUUCUACAAGUUGGAAGCUAAUGAGUGCCAUAGAACAAAUAACAUAUAUGGAAAUGGUGACGAUGUCUGCCAGGCAAUAUCCUGUUGGGCAAAAUACGUGGAUCGUUGAGAACGAAAUGUGUGGCAAAGCAAAAGGCCAAGCCCUAGAACUUAGUUUAUCCUCCUGUCUAGAGAAUACAUUCAUGUGUAAAUCUGGCCAUUGCAUUCCUCAGGAACUGCGUUGCAACUUGCGUACUGAAUGUGAUGAUGGCAGUGGUGAGCAAGGGUGCAAUCGGAUUCUCAUUGAUGACCUGUAUCAGAAAAAUAUUCCUCCAACAGGUCCAGGAGGAGCGCCACUGCGGUUGAGCACAAAAAUCCAGUUGUCUCGCAUUACUCAAGUAGAUGACAUGAAUAUGGCAAUUACCUUAGAAUUCAGGGUCAAUCUGACAUGGGUUGAUCCCAGAGUGACCUUGAAACAUUUAGGGAAAACUGCGAGAGGAACCACCUUGACGAGCGAAGAAGCCGACAGCAUUUGGAGGCCUACUUAUCAACUGUUAAACAUAGAAAAUGGCAGGAAGGAACUAUUGGAGAGCCACUUGACCAUCUUAACCACAAAUAAUGCUACAGAAGUUGAUUUCAACAAUCUGGCAAUGGAACUGACGUACCCAGGUUCUGAAAACGCUUUUACAAUCACUGACCAUUACACAGCAAGGUUUGUGUGUGGCUUCAGACUAUUUGGAUAUCCUUUUGAUAUCCAGAAGUGUUCAAUUGGCAUCCAGUUGGCAGCCAUUUACGGAGGUUACGUGGUAUUUUCUCCUAAAGAGGAUUCGUUCCAAUACUCAGGACCCGGAGAGCUCAGCCUGUAUUCAGUGACGGAUGUCUCGGGAAGAAUCCGUGACGACAAUAACAGGAUGGAACUGGUUUUCAAGCUUCAGCGUCGACCGGGCUACAUCCUGUUAACUGCUUUCGUUCCCUCAACCCUAUUGCUGCUCGUCAGUUGGGCGACUCUCUUCUUUCAGCUGGAGCAAGUUACAGCCAGGGCGACGACUGCCUUGACAACCCUUCUCAUUCUUUACACCCUGUUCUCUAACACGAGUAGAUCCUUGCCAGUGACGGCAGAAAUGAAACUCUUUGACUUCUGGUUCUUCUUCAUCAAAUUCAUGCUGUUCGUUAACAUCUUGCUACACAUAUUCGUCCGGGACGAGGUGUCCAUUGCCGUUGAGCCAAUAUCGAGAAAAGGGGCUUUCUCAAAGACAAGGUUGAUCGUGAAAGACCAGCUCUGUGUUGUCAGGGUGUUUUCUCCAUUUCAGUAUCAUAUUCCGCAUAGAGUCCUAAGACUGUAUAGGUCCAUAAUUAUUCCUAUUAUCAUAAUAACCUUUAACAUAACUUUCUGGAUAGCAGUGGGUGUUGUGCGGCAUUACUUGGCGACACAUUAGGGUUGUUCCGCACCAUUAUGAAAUUAUUGCAUUUUGUAUUGAUAAUUAAUGAUAAUGAAUUUCUACUUAAACAUGUUUUUCAAACAUUGGUUCUGUUAUACAUUUUGCUAAAAUCAUUGCAUUCAGUUUGUUAUUAAUGCCAAGGACUGACAAGUUUUUGAGUUGACACAGGCGCUCGUUCACUGGUUUAGCAUCCCCUGCAUAAUGUUUCUCUUUUGAUAAAUCAUAAUAAAAACUAAAUAUUCAGAAAUCUGUCUCCCCUACUGUUUGGAUGGUUCAUGUGCAAUUAAUUCAUUCGUCGGAUGUACGUAGUUUGCAAACUAAAACCCUGCCCAUUUAUUACUGAUUUAGUGGUAUUAUAUGAUACAUAAAGUAUUGCUUUUCUGUGUAUGUGGGCCUGAACUGUGCCGUGUGGGUCCUCUUGACCUUGCAAUCUAAGUAAUCCGGAGUAAAUGUAUAUAAUGAGACUUGGUUAAGCAAGUAUAUCAAGUCAUUAUUGUGUUCAGUGCGACCAUGUGUAACUACUGCUGCUUGAGUAUUACGUUCUCUUAGCAUAAAUAAACAGCACAAGACAUGAUAGACUAUACUACACUGAUAUAAGGAACUGUUCGAGUAAUCAUUACGCUAUGGCUUGUAUUGCUGAUAACUUAGUGAGUUGAGUUAGGUGAGUGAACUCUUAAGUGAAGGAGAGGAUUUGUAUAAAACACAAAAGAAAGCAGAAACAAUUAUUAUACACCUUGGGGGUUUUGAAUGAACUAACCCAUGGUACAGAAGAUGGGAAAUGCUUGAUAGCAUGUAUCUUUCAAUGGAGAAAGCUGGAUAUUAUGGCACCAGGGAAGACAAAGGCGAAAGGCCAACGCUUUCAGAAAUGAGAAGGACGGAGAAUGAUCAUGUCUGGGGGAGUUUGAGUGUAUCAAGGAGACACUGGAGGCGGGUGAGAAACAAGUGUGAUGUAUGGAUGAAUGCUUUCACAAGAAGUUGUAGCAAAGAGUGUAAGAUUAUUCAAAGAGAGCAUUUUUAGGAGUCUGAAUCUAUGUCAUGCUGGGUUUGGAGAACCUGAAAGGGUCAAGUGUAAUACUUCUAGGUGAUUUGCAUGCAGAAUUAGAUGAUACAGAAAGAUAGGGUGUUCUGGGCAGCACAUUUAGUUCCUGGAGUUAAUGAGGAUAUGUAGUGACAGUGCUGUGGAGGUGUCUGAGGGAAAGAGAGUGUCUGAUAACUGUGCAUGAUUUGUGAAGAAAAAUGUUGAUAAAUAAACUUUGAAAAGAGAAAAUGGCGCGGAUGAGAUUUCACCAAAUCAAGUGUAUGUACAAAUCAGAUGGAAAAGCAGGUUAAUGGAUGCAGUAGUGGAAAGAAGAGUAGCUGGAGGUUAGUUGAGCAUUAUCUGGUAAAAGUGAAAUUCACACCAGACGGAAUGGGAGUUGAAGAGGAAGUGGAACGAAUCUAGCUGCAAGGGUCAUCUAGUGAGUUGGAUCAGAGAGAAGUAAGUUGAUUCGCAUUGUAUAGUUACAAAAAAAAAAACUAUUGUACGUUACUUACGUGUGUGAAUUUCGCUGUUUUAGUUUACUGAAUAUUCGUUGAGCAUCUGAAGUGGGUUUUUUUUUCCCCUACAAAUAUUGGCAUGUUAAGUAUAAAUAAAGCGUUCAUGAGGUUUCUUAAGCGGCCCUAACCUUUGCAUGGUAUUCAUUCCAGUCGUCUGCUAAAUAAAUAGAUAAUUCAUAUAUUCAUUUGAUUUAGCCUUUUACUUCACCUCCGUUUCCACUUCCUCUCCUUUUUUUUAUUUUGCUGUCCAACCGCUCUAACUGCCCUUGGUCAUCUACUAUGAGGCAUCAUCUUUUAUUUUCCGUUUUAGUUCUUAUUUGCGUUGGUGUAUAUAUAUGUAAUUUUCUCAUAUAUUAUUGUAAUUAUUUAUGGAAGUAAAAUUUGAUUUCUUUGACGAU